This is a messenger RNA of Durusdinium trenchii, 1667 nucleotides long. The record is from the annotation of a GenBank genome assembly. Lineage: Eukaryota; Dinophyceae; Suessiales; Symbiodiniaceae.
UGCAGCCAAACAUGUUGCUACAGAGUUCGUUGUUAUGUUGGCGUCACUUCGGCUGAAUGCUUGGCCAUUGGCUCAGCAAGAGGGCAAAACUGACCCUGCGUUGACGCAAUAGUCAACGAGUUGGGGUCAUAAGAAAGAACUGCUACGAGGAGUCGUGCGUGGUAAGGCCCAAGGCUCGGUUUGAUGCAGGAAAUCACGGCUGAAGAGCUCGAGAAGACUUGCAGCGCCAUUGCGGCCAAUGUGAAACCGUGGGAGUCCGGCAGCUUCCAGUACGUAAAGAAAAUCGAAGAUGCUGGACGGAACCAUGGGCGUGUUGAUAUGAUGAAUGGCAGCAGAUACUCUUGCACAGUGGCAGUGAAAAAGAUGCCGAACAGGUGGGUGGAAAAGGGCCCGAAGGAAUUUGCCAAAAAGCAUCCCAGCGAAUGCGAGUGCCCUUGGCGAAGCAUUGCUAUCCUUCAAGAGCUCACCAACAAGGGUUUCGAUCCCACGUGCCGGCUGAUGGAUGUCUUCAGAGACGACCAUUACACCUAUGCCGUAAGUGAAUUGGCUAGUGGAGGUGAUCUGUUUUCCUGGUGCUUGAAUCACCCGGUUCCAACACCUGAUCGAGAGGCGGAAAUGCUCCCACUGGUGGCUCAGACUUUCUCUGCGGUGGAAUGGCUUCACACGCUGGGGAUAGCGCAUCGUGACCUUUCACUGGAGAACAUUUUGCUAACAGGCUGCGGGGAGUCUCCGCAGUUGGUGAAGCUCAUCGACUUUGGCAUGGCACAUUUGGGGCGCUGGUGCCCUGCAGCCACCACCUUAGGUCCAGGGAAGCCAUCCUAUCAAGCCCCGGAGCUUCAUCUCAAACGCGAAUACGAUGGCUUUUUGGCUGACACCUUCUCCUUGGGGGUCGUCGUCUAUGCCAUGGCGUUGGGAAACUACCCGUGGCAAUCCACCAAGCCUGGUCGCUCUCGGGUUUUCGACUGGGUCUCCUGUCACGGCAUUUUGCCAUUCCUGCAGCGGCGUGAAAUUGCCGGCUGCUUCUCAGAAGCCUUUAUAGACAUGAUGGCAGCACUGCUGCACACUCAACCUGCACAGAGAUACGGUCUCCUUCAGUUGGGCAGCAACAAGGAGGCGCAACGCUCGAUUUGGGAUUGCAAGUGGGUUGCAGCUCCAACCACUCAAGGUCAAUGGAGGAGAGGUAUUUCCAGCAAUUCAGUUAGCACUAUGGCCACGGAGACAGAGUCAGACGCUGAGGAGCACGGCACAGGUCGCCCAGUGUCUGCCUUUGAUACAGUGGAGCUCACAGGUUUGGCUUGCUGAACGCCAGAGGCGCCAAAGCACAUGUUUAGGCCUUUCUGUCGAUUUUAGUUGAAGGAUUGCGAUGAUCUGCUUGAUAAUGGUUGUUGAUGGAUUGCUUGAUAGACAAACGAUCUGCAGAUAUUUUCCAACCUGUGUAUCCCAUGUUUUCCUCAUCUUCAGGGAUUCUUGGUGGAAACCAUGUGCCCUUCCUGGUGUCAACAAGUGCCGGCCUAGCUGUGCUCCAAAUUGACUGUAAUGCCUGGCCACUAGAAGGUGAUCUUAGGCGUCUUGUUUUUUUUGUACCCUCACCCGGUAGCACUUGCAGCUUUCCAGCAGACAAGUGCCUGGUACGAUAGCUCUUCGAUCUCGAGUGCUGAGCUGAUGAA